AUGUGGAAUGUUUGGGAUCAGUGUAUGACAGGAAUUGCUCAUAUUACAAAUAGUUUAGAAUCUUACCACAGCGUUGCUGAAAAACACAAAUCAACUAUUGAGGGCUUGCCAUGCUAUGUUGAAGUAGAUGGACAUGAUGACAAAUACAACAAGGAUCAUAAAUUCAAUGAAGCUGAUGUAGACAGAUGUGAUGAACCCAGUGUUGAAGCAGGUGUAACUGGAUGUGAAGACAAAUGUGAAGCUGCUGUGGCUGGAUGUGAAGACAAGUGUGAAGCUGUGAUAGCUGGACCUGAAGACAAAUGUGAAACUGGUGUAGCUGGACAGGAAGACAAAUACAAAUGGGAAACUGGUGUAGCUGGACAGGAAGACGAAUGUGAAGCUGCUGUGGCUGGAUGUAAAGAUAAAUGUGAAGCUGUGAUAGCUGGAUAUGAAGACAAAUGUGAAACUGGUGUAAAUGGACAGAAAGACAAAUGUGAAUCUGCUGUGGUUGGAUGUGAAGCUGUGAUAGCUGGACAGGAAGACGAAUGUGAAGCUUCUGUAGCUGGACACGAAGAAAAUUGUGAAGCUGCUGUUGUUGGAUGUGAAGACAAAUGUGAAGCUGUGAUAGUUGGACAUGAAGACAAAUGGGAAACUGGUGUAGCUGGACAGGAAGACGAAUGUGAAGCUGCUGUGGUUGGAUGUGAAGACGAAUGUGAAGCUGUGAUAGCUGGAUAG
This is a messenger RNA of Octopus sinensis (East Asian common octopus), 714 nucleotides long. RefSeq lists its product as uncharacterized. The transcript has 3 exons. The coding region runs from base 1 to 714 and encodes 237 amino acids. The record is from RefSeq and is a predicted model, not a curated record. NCBI's taxonomy places the organism in Eukaryota, Metazoa, Mollusca, Cephalopoda, Octopoda, Octopodidae.